Molecule: messenger RNA, 627 nt
Organism: Linum trigynum
Lineage: Eukaryota; Viridiplantae; Streptophyta; Magnoliopsida; Malpighiales; Linaceae
Source: the annotation of a GenBank genome assembly
UAUAGUGAACAAGAAAGUAUCAUAGAAGAAAGAGGAUGAAUACUACGAUGAGAGCUGCCGUUAUAGUAGUGAUGAUAGUGGCGGCGUAUUCUGUGAGCGUUUCCGGUAAAGAUGAUCAUAUUGAUACAAAGUUUUGCGGUUGUGGUCCGUCCAAGGAUCAGAGUAACUUCCCUGCUCGCCUUGACGCUGUUCUUGACGAUGUGGUGAAAACUACGGCUUCUGAGCGCGAAGACGCAGUCUCCGGCGACAUCACCUACACAGCAACGGACCCGGCGAAGGGCUGCAGCGGCGCCGCGGCGGCAACCGGCACUUGUUUCGGCGACGCCUUCCUUGACUGCUCAGCAUGUCUGUCUAGAGCGCGGGGUUUUUUGAAGCCAUGCGGAGCCUUUGCUUGCGGCGGAAUUCGGUUUGAUGGCAAGUGCCGCCUUCAGUUCCGCCAAAUCAAAUGAUCCCUUGAUCAUUACAAAUUCCAACUUCCAAGUUCAGGCCGGCGGGAACCCAACUACGUACUGUCUUAAUUGUCUGUGUUCUUUCUUAAAUAUAUGUCAUUUUGGUGGGUUUAAUGUUUAAACUCUAUCGUCACACUCACUCAAUCAAAUUUGUGUUGAUUAAAUUUCCUUUUCGUUA